Molecule: messenger RNA, 621 nt
Organism: Cynara cardunculus var. scolymus (artichoke)
Lineage: Eukaryota; Viridiplantae; Streptophyta; Magnoliopsida; Asterales; Asteraceae
Product: putative F-box/kelch-repeat protein At1g62270
Exons: 1
Coding region: 1-621 (206 amino acids)
Molecular function (GO): protein binding
Source: RefSeq, a predicted model, not a curated record
AUGGGCUGCGGUGAUACUGAGACACCACCGCCACCUGACAUACUUUUGUUCCACAUACUACCAAGGGUGCCAGGUAAGUCCGUACACCGUUUUCUGUUCGUUUGCAAGCAAUGGCAGUCGUUCUUGACAACACCAACGUUUGCCAAGAUGCAUCAACACCACCACAAACUUCUUAUUACCUUAUCCACCACAACACCAUGCAAGUUUAGCACCAUCAACUUGGAAGCACCUCAAGACGGUCUAACCGCGAGCCGUCCUUUACCAUUCGAAGCCAGUCAUGAACACGUACAGAUCAUAGGGUCUGCACGUGGACUGGUAUGUUUACGCAUGAUUAACAAAUGCAACGGGAGGAUAUACACCGAUAUAAUUCUAUGGAAUCCUUUAACGGGUGAAUACAAGACCGUGCCUAGACCCAACGUCGAAAAAUGUCACGUGACCACUGCAAAAAUAGUCGGGUUGUAUUACAGUUGCGACGACUACAAGCUUCUACUCGUAACCAAGGACUGUAAUGUUUAUAUAUACUCGUUGAAAUCCGACUCGUGGAGACACGUUGAGACGACAGAAGAGGAGUCGAGCUUUCUACCCACUUACACAGUUAUAGGUUAUCGGAAUAUCAAUUGA